This is a messenger RNA of Moneuplotes crassus, 539 nucleotides long. The record is from the annotation of a GenBank genome assembly. NCBI's taxonomy places the organism in Eukaryota, Ciliophora, Spirotrichea, Euplotida, Euplotidae.
UUUGGCUCUAAGACUCGUUAGUGUUUAUUAUAUUUUAGUCAUGUCAAGAACUCCUUCCUUGAAGAGGAUUAUGAAAGAAUAUAAGGACUUUGAGAUGGACGCUCCAGUUGGGUGUUCUGCAGGUCCUAUCUCAGAAGAUGAUAUGUAUAACUGGCAAGGCUAUAUAGCUGGGCCUGCUGAAACUCCAUAUGAAGGAGGAGUCUUUCUUCUCAAGAUUGAGUUUGGAAAUGACUACCCUUUCAAACCACCAAAAGUUGCAUUUACAACCAAGAUUUAUCACCCAAACAUCAAUUCUAAUGGUUCAAUAUGUGUUGACAUCUUAAAGGAACAAUGGUCUCCUGCUUUGACGAUUUCAAAAGUGUUGCUAUCUAUAAGCACUCUUCUUGAUGAUCCAAACCCAAAAGAUCCCCUUGAGCCAAAAAUCGCUGAGGAAUACCUCAACGACAGAGAGGCUUACAACGAAAAGGCUAAGGAGUGGACAAGAACUUAUGCUUAAGCUUUCCUACUCUCCUUCAGCUAAAUACAAUAAUCAUAAUUUU